AUGAACGUCACCGAAGGCUCCGACGGCACUCUGUACUACACAGCACCCAACGGUUUGGUCUUUGCCGCUGGCGGCGACAACACCAACUGCACCAUCUCCACCUGCCCGGUCGAGCUCAGCGUGUACGGUUACCGAGCCAGCCUGCCCUUCUCCAUCCUCGUCAUAGUCCUCUAUGCCAUCGUCGCAGUCAUCCAACUCUGGCUGGGCAUUCGCUAUCGAGUAUGGGGAUUCAUGAGCUGCAUACUCCUUGGAUGCAUCACCGAGAUCAUUGGAUACGUUGGCCGGAUCAUGAUGUGGGACAACCCAUGGCAGGACAGCGGCUUCAUCAUGCAAAUUGCAACUUCGAACUCGCUCCAUGCUGACUCCCUCACUGUCCUCAUCACCAUUGCACCCGUCUUCUUCGCAGCCGCCAUCUAUGUGAUGAUCUACCAGAUCGCCAACUACAUCUCCCCAUUAUCCUCUCGCUUCCCUCCUUCGCUCUUCUACUGGAUCUUCAUCCCAUGCGACAUCAUCUCGCUCAUCCUCCAAGCAGCGGGUGGAGCAAUGUCGGCAACAUCAAACGGCGAUGAUCAAGCGGGCGUCAACAUCGCUUUGGCCGGUCUGGCAUUCCAGGUGUUCACCUUGGUCGCCUUCAUCGUCGCCGUCCUCGACUACAUGUGGUUGAGCAGGAGUGUCUGGCGCAAUAUGAAGCUGGGCUGGAGGUUCCAGAGCUACCUGAUUUUCCUGUCCGCUGCGACGAUCCUGAUCUUGAUUCGAUGCUGCUACCGUGUGUACGAGCUCAGUGAGGGAUACUCGCGGGACAGCGAAGCUUUGCGAGACCAGCCAUUGUUCAUCGCCUUGGAAGGAGUAAUGGUCAUUGCGGCAGCAUGGUGCCUCGUUGGUGCUCAUCCAGGCUUUGUCUUCCACUCGAAGAGCCAUCCUUCACCAAGGAAAGCAUCCAACCAGUUGUCCGAGAGCGAGGAGAGCAAGGUCUGA
Messenger RNA from Zasmidium cellare ATCC 36951, 975 nucleotides. RefSeq lists its product as uncharacterized. The coding region runs from base 1 to 975 and encodes 324 amino acids. Gene Ontology annotation, cellular component: fungal-type vacuole; plasma membrane. The record is from RefSeq and is a predicted model, not a curated record. The transcript is spliced from 6 exons. NCBI's taxonomy places the organism in Eukaryota, Fungi, Ascomycota, Dothideomycetes, Mycosphaerellales, Mycosphaerellaceae.